This is a messenger RNA of Acaulospora colombiana, 585 nucleotides long. NCBI's taxonomy places the organism in Eukaryota, Fungi, Glomeromycota, Glomeromycetes, Diversisporales, Acaulosporaceae. The record is from the annotation of a GenBank genome assembly.
GGACACGCCAAUUCUUACUUUAUUCAGAACCCUCAGAAUAGCUCUUAUGGAGAUCAAACCUAUGCCAAAUCCUACGAUGAAAUGGAACGGAACCUUGGUGUGACUGCGACGACGGCUGCUGCUGUAGCUGUUGUAGUUGCGGAAGAUGUGGACAGGCAUCUCCAUACGAAGCGUGUACCGGAUUCUUCCAGUUCCUCGGAGGCUGUCUCUGCUGCUGUUUUAUUUGCAGUAGCUGUAACUGCUGACCUCUUUUUGGGUCCCGAGCGUUAUGACCUGCUCUUGCUCCUCAAAUCAUGGGAUAGAGGAUCCAAACCCGCCUCUCAUAGUCCCGAAAAACCGAUACAAGAUGAAAAGGUGGAAAUCAACGCACCAGUAGCAGCAGAAAAGGAGGGAGGAGAGCCCACUACACAAGAUCAACAGUCCCCUGCGGUGGAAAAAGAGACGGGAGGUGGUGUAUGUGAAGCAUGUAUCUCAUGCUUUCAACUCAUCAGCGUGGUUCAGAACUCAUAUUACCCCGUACCUUCCGAGGACUGUAAUAAAGGUCAUAACUUCUCAAUCUUGGCGUCGUUGUUCUUUGACAUAUAG